UAUGACGCAGACAACUGUUGAAGGAGGACGGACAUGUUGUAGUGCCUGAAACCGAGCUGAAAUCGACGAGGAAAACGUGAGGGGUAUGAAGAACCGGCGUUUACAAAAGAACAAAAAAGAAAGAUGAAGAAUAUAUGAAUGAACUUUGCCGAAUUUUGUGGCUGUAUACUGUCCUAAAUUCGAUCGAGCCCACUUUUGAUUUAGAAACACCGCACGAAGAUGUCGGCCGACGCCGCGAGGGAAGACGCCUGUCGAGAGUAUCAGUCGUCGUUGGAAGACUUAACUUUCAACAGCAAACCGCACAUCAACAUGCUGACCAUCCUCGCUGAAGAGAAUCUGCAGUUCACCGAGGAUAUCGUCGCUAUAAUUGAAGCACAAAUUGCCAAGGCGCCUCCUGCUGAGAAGCUUCCUGUUUUGUACUUAGUGGAUUCCAUAGUGAAGAAUGUUGGAGGACAGUACCUUGAAGUGUUUACUAAAAACCUAAUCACUUCCUUUAUAUGUGUGUUUGAGAAGGUGGAUGAAAACACUAGAAAAUGUCUCUUCAAAUUGCGUUCCACAUGGGAUGAAAUUUUCCCCUUGAAAAAGCUGUAUGCGUUGGAUGUUCGUGUAAACUCAGUAGAUCCUGCUUGGCCCAUUAAGCCUUUACCACCAAAUGUAAAUGCCAGCAUUCAUGUCAACCCCAAAUUUUUAAAGCCGACCGAAGAAAUAGCUCCUCAUCCCCCAGUCAGUGAGAAGAACUUGGCAGAGGAACAAAUAAUAAGGCAACAGUUGCUUGCUAAGCAAAAACAGUUGUUAGAGCUUCAGCAAAAGAAGAUAGAGCUUGAACUUGAACAAACAAAAGCUCAACUGGCGGCCAGUACACCCGUUUCAGCCCAGUUUGAUCCACCAGCUGCAAGUAAGUCUGCUCCUACGCAACACAAGUCAUGGCCUGCACCACCACAGGUAGACAAGCCGUCAAACAGAGAUCCUAGAUUGAACAGAGCUUCCAUACCAUCCGUAAAUAAUGCAAAGGAGCAAGCAACAUUCAGAAAGGAGAGCCAAGUCACACCACCCAUUAACAUACCUGAAAAGAGAGUAAUGGUUCCCCCAGAACGGCCAAGUAAACUAAUGAGAAUACCAAAAAAAGAUACCUCUACAACUGACGAAAAGGCUAAGUCCAAGUCGGUAUCACCGUUAAGCAAGGGAGUUCUUAAUAAAGGCAAAGACGCUGAGCCUGAGCAUCCAAAGACAUUCGAUGUUAGCAAAAAGGACCCACGGUUGCGAAAACAAAUGCAUGAGAAGACUGAUUUAAAAGAGGAAGAAGUCAAAGAAAAGAAAAGGGGCACAGAGAGGAAAGAACGGGAAGACAUUGGGAAAGGCCCAGAGCCACAGAGAUCCAGCAACUCCAGAGGCAAGCUUGUGAAUGGGUCUCUGAAUAAACAUGACCGAUUUGACACUUUCCAAAAGCAAGAUAUUAAAGUAAGUAAAACAAACAUCAGAAAAAGGUCUCGCUCUAGAUCACGUUCUCCACCUCAGCACUCUCCUAAACGAAAAGACAGGCGUUCUCCAAAGAGAAGAACAAGAAGCAUCACACCACCUCCGAAGUCUGGAAAGGCUAGGCAGUUAAGUAAACAUAACGAAGUUGAUAACCAACAAGCGAACGCCAGGGAGGAUCGGAGCAUACCAAAGAAGAACAUCUCUGAGGCAAGGCGGGUAAAGAGACCGCUGGAGGAUAGAACUCCUGAGCAUCGAGAUGUCCAGACACAGAGGGUCUCGCCAGUAGAGCAUAAAAGUGUAAAAGACAUCAAGAGAUGGAGGAGUGGAUGGGAAGAAAAUAAACCACUUAAGCAACCUGAUCAAGAUCUCUUACACAGCAAACCUGGACAGCAAAGGCAUAAAGUCUGGAACAGCUAUCAAAGGCCUCCGACGCCACGAACACCGAAACAGCACCGUCUGAGUGUUGAUGACAACCUACAGAUUCCAGAAGUGCUUAAUACUGCCAGCAAGAGGGAACUUCUACGAAAGGCUAGCCAGCGAUUGGCAGAUGGAGAGCUAUCACAGGAAGAAUUUCUUAAUGUGGCCCAUCAAAUCAGGCAAAUAUUUCAGUAUCAAGAAGAAAGACAGCGCUCUGAUUCUUGGGAGGGACCGAAUGAUGGUGGUCCGCCCACAAGAAAGAAACCCCAUGGACAUAUGUCUGAUGCCGAGCUCUCUUACUUUGAACAUAAAUCAAAGCUAAAAAGAACACAGCUGCAGCGCCCAGUUCACCGGAUCUCACCACUAAGAGAAAAUGUGCAGCACCAUAAGCUUGAACUAGAGCAUGAUGAGCCAUUUAUCUCAGAUACACUCAAAAAAGGAAGCGAAGCCUUUAAACAAUUCUCAGGAACAGAUGACCCUAGACGAAAUGACAGACCGCCAUCUCGAACAGGAGCCCCUUUUAGAAAUUCCCCAAGUCCAGGUGGUUGUGAUGGAAACUCUGGGAAAGCAGGUGUGACAUUUGAAGGAUCAGCACAAUCCAUGGACGUAGAGCAACUUGAAGAUGGUGAUAUCAGUCCCAGGUUCGAAAGUCCUAACAGCGUCCAUUCUGAUCCAGGUCUGGACAAUGAUGCUCCACUAGGUUUAGAUGCACCUUUAAAGCAGGAAAGGGUACCUGGACCUUUGAGAGGUGGUCGAAACCUUAAUGAAUCUCCUGGCCAAACACCACCUCAUGCUACUGAGGGACCUAGCACACAGGUAAAUGUGCCAAGAAAUGAAGGUGCAAAUGCCCCCCCACGAUUUGAUGGCCAUUCGAAUUCCCAUCCUCAGUUUGAAGGACCACAUGGUCUCGUGGGACAAACACGUUCAGAUGGUCCAUGCAGACCUCAUCCUCCAGGGAGAUAUGAGGGAAAUGCAGGUCCAGGAAGAUACGAAGGUCCUGGUACUCAUGGUCCACCUAGAUUUGAGGGACAUGGACGAUAUGAUGGUCCUGGACCACACAGAUUUGAAAGACCUCCACUACUAAAAGGGCCUGGAAGAUAUGAUAAUCAGUCAGUUCCACAUGGACCAAUGAGGUAUACGGAGCCUCAUGGACGAUUUGAAGGGCCAGGAUCAGGCCGUUUUGAUGGUCCAGUGGGACAUCAAGGUCCUGGAAGAUUUGACGGCCCAGGACCCAUGCGGUACAACAGUCCAAUGCAGGCAAAUAGAUUUGAUGGCCCCACAAGAUUUGAUAAUCCCCAUGUACCACAAGGCCCUCCUGGAGGAUUUGAAGGCCCAAUUAGGUAUCCUUCUGGGAUGGUAAAUUACGAGGGACCAAUGAGACUUGAAGGGCCAGGCAAUCAGCCGGGAAUGAUGCGCUUCGAAAACCCAGCACAGCCAGUACCGAUGAGAUUCGAAGGACAACCGUCUGGCAUGCCAAGAUUUGACUCUGCACCGCAGGGUCUUCCACGAUACCGUGGACCUCCAAACGUGCAAAAUUCAUUCAGACCACAAGGACAGAUGAUAAUUGAGCAGCCCCAGAAUCAGGGUCCAAUGUUAAAUCCUGGUGUCCCACCCCACAAUUUUAACAUGGCAGCACCCAGUACAUUUGAUGGCCAACCAUUGCCAUUUCACAUGCAACAGAACAUCUCACAAGGGUCAAACUUCACUGUGCCAGAACCAGCACCUUCAGGAUUUCAGAAUUCAUACAGGCCUGUUGCUCCAUUUCCUGGCACUGCUCCUGCUAACCAUCCUCAGCCUAUGCCUGUUAUGCCUGCUUCAGUUUCGAACUUCGGCCCACCAAACCAAGCACCUUUCAACCCACCAGUGUCUCAGUUUUUACAGCCUGAGAGUCAUUUGGGCCAAAUGGAUGUUAAUGACUUAAUGGCUAAAUUGAUGGACUUUGGAAUAAUCAAACCAACGCAAACAGACUCCAGCAGUGAGUCCACAUCUGCAACUCAGUCUCAGAAUAUGCCAGAAGAAGAAGAACCAGAGGAGGAGGAACAGGAUGACGAUGAUACUCUUCCCGAUAUGACUGGCUUCGUUGUAGAUGACAUGAAACAGAGACAUGAAAGUGUCAUUACGAAACUGUACACUGGAAUCCAAUGCUACUCUUGCGGAAUGCGCUUUACAGCAUCUCAGACUGAUAUUUAUGCCGAUCACUUGGAUUGGCACUACAGACAAAACCGCUCCGAGAAGGACAUCAGCAGAAAAAUAACACACAGACGGUGGUACUACAGUCUCACAGACUGGAUUGAAUUCGAAGAAAUUGCCGAUCUCGAGGAGAGGGCAAAGAGCCAGUUCUUUGAAAAAGUCCAUGAAGAGGUUGUACAGAAAAACCAGGAAGCAGCCAAAGAGAGAGAAUUCCAGAGUGUAAAAGCUGCUGCAGAUGUUGUUCAUGAAUCUUGUGAAAUUUGUCAAGAGCAGUUUGAGAUGUACUGGGAAGAAGACGAGGAGGAAUGGCACCUAAAGAACGCCAUUAGAGUUGAUGAAAAGACAUACCAUCCCUUGUGUUAUGAAGACUACACUAAUACAUCUUCCUUUGUGGAUUCCACCCCAUCCCCCAAUAAGAUGCUCACCGAAAACCCUUUAAAUGCUUUCAUAAAACAAGAGAGAGAAGGUGAGGGGUCAUGCUCCAGUAUUAAAGAAGAGCCAGCUGAAGGAGACACAGAGGCUGUAACGGUAAAACAGGAGGUUCAGGAUGAGUCUGAAGAAGGGUCACAAACAAUUAGUGCAAUUCCGUUUUAAACCAUCUUGCUGCUUUAAGACCUCCCUUCUCUCAUGGUUACUUGAGUUUCUGUUAGAACUAUUUUUAUACAGAACGGCUCUGAGGCAGGGUCCUCAGCUAUGCAUACAAUUAAAUACAUUUUUGUAUUUGUAUCUGCCUGCAGUUUCAGGUGUUUUUUUUGCUGUGUGAAUGCCAAGUGAAAUGUUCUUUAAAAAAGAUGUAUGUUGGGGUAAAUGUGUGUAUAAUUAAUUUAUAAAUAAAGAAAUAUUUUUGGUAUUCUUUGUGUAAUAUUAAGAUUGUAAAAUGUUGGGUUGAAAUUCUUUAAGAACUUUUGAUUUAUUUCCCCCGUCAGGCAUUUGUACAGAUUUUGAGAAGUGAACAGCAAUGAACUGAGCAGGUUUACAGAUGACACACGAUAUAAUGCCCUAUUGCAGUCUUUCAGUUAGUAAGGAUUAAAAAAAUAAUAAAUUUAAAAAAUCACGUUUUCACCCUUCCUCAACUUAAAUGUGUAAAUAAUUACAUGUCAAGCCUAUUAAGUUUAUUAAUGUUUUUGGUUCUGAUUAUUAAAAUGUAUUUAGUUUAAAGAGGAAAAUAAAAAAAAAAGAAAUAAUUUCUGCAGAGAUUUAAAUAGGCUUGCUUGACUUACUGAAUAUUCAAUAAAGUGAAUCAUCAAA
Clarias gariepinus (North African catfish) is the source of this 5331-nucleotide messenger RNA. RefSeq names its product PCF11 cleavage and polyadenylation factor subunit (gene pcf11). The transcript is spliced from 16 exons. Gene Ontology annotation, biological process: termination of RNA polymerase II transcription. Bases 220 to 4677 code for a protein of 1485 amino acids. Gene Ontology annotation, molecular function: mRNA binding; RNA polymerase II complex binding. Lineage: Eukaryota; Metazoa; Chordata; Actinopteri; Siluriformes; Clariidae. Gene Ontology annotation, cellular component: cytoplasm; mRNA cleavage factor complex. The record is from RefSeq and is a predicted model, not a curated record.